CAGAGGCGCUCCUCACUUCUUCCCAGAUGGGGCGGCCGGGCAGAGGAGCUCCUCACUUCCCAGACGAUGGGUGGCCGGGCAGAGGCGCUCCUCACUUCCCAGAUGGGGUGGCCGGGCAGAGGCGCUCCUCACUUCCCAGAUGGGGCGGCCGGGCAGAGGCGCUCCUCACUUCCCAGACGGGGCAACCGGGAAGAGGCGCUCCUCACUUCCCAGAUGAUGGGCGGCCGGGGAGAGGCCCUCCUCACUUCCCAGACGGGGCAGCCGGGCAGAGGCGCUCCUCACUUCCCAGACGGGGCGGCCGGGCAGAGGCACUGCUGACUUCCCAGACGAUGGGUGGCCGGGCAGUUUCGCUCCUCACUUCCCAGACGGGGCGGCCGGGCAGAGGCACCCCUCACUUCCCAGAUGGUGCGGGCGGGCAGAGGCGCUCCUCACUUCCCAGAUGGGGUGUCCGGGCAGAGGCGCUCCUCACUUCCCAGAUGGGGCGGCCGGGCAGAGGCGCUCCUCACUUCCCAGACGGGGCAACCGGGGGCAGAGGCGCUCCUCACUUCCCAGACGAUGGGCGGCCGGGCAGAGGCGCUCCUCACUUCCCCGAUGAUGGGUGGCCGGGAAGAGGCACUCCUCACUUCCCAGAUGGGGCGGCCGGGCAGACGCGCUCCUCACUUCCCAGAUGGGGUGGCCGGGCAGAGGCGCUCCUCACUUCCCAGACGGGGCGGCCGGGCAGAGGCGCUCCUCACUUCCAGGAUGAUGGGUGGCCGGGUAGAGGGGCUCCUCACUUCCCAGACGGGGAGGCCGGGCAGAGGCGCUCCUCAAUUCCCAGACGGGGCGGCCGGGCAGAGGCACUGCUGACUUCCCAGACGAUGGGUGGCCGGGCAGUGGCGCUCCUCACUUCCCAGACGGGGCGGCCGGGCAGAGGCACUCCUCACUUCUUCCCGGAUGGGGCGGCCCGGCAGAGGCACUCCUCACUUCCCAGAUGGGGCGGGCGGGCAGAGGCACUCCUCACUUCCCAGAUGGGGUGGCCGGGCAGAGGAGCUCCUCACUUCCCAGAUGGGGACACACUGGGAACAAAGGACAUCUGUAGCAAAGCCUUUCAACUCUAG
Molecule: messenger RNA, 1097 nt
Organism: Symphalangus syndactylus (siamang)
Lineage: Eukaryota; Metazoa; Chordata; Mammalia; Primates; Hylobatidae
Product: collagen, type I, alpha 1a-like
Source: RefSeq, a predicted model, not a curated record